Synchiropus splendidus (mandarinfish) is the source of this 3902-nucleotide messenger RNA. RefSeq names its product docking protein 6 (gene dok6). The record is from RefSeq and is a predicted model, not a curated record. Lineage: Eukaryota; Metazoa; Chordata; Actinopteri; Syngnathiformes; Callionymidae. Gene Ontology annotation, biological process: positive regulation of MAPK cascade; cell surface receptor protein tyrosine kinase signaling pathway. The transcript is spliced from 8 exons. Gene Ontology annotation, cellular component: cytoplasm. Bases 201 to 1205 code for a protein of 334 amino acids.
CCUCUGGAUGGCUCGCGCAGCUGAAGCCGGGCUGCCUGAGCCGUGACACCGGAGCUGGCUGACUGGCUGCUGCGCUCCUGCGUCCCGCGCGUGGUGCGACUCUCGGUUCGCGGUAUUUGUCUCAACCAAGUCAGCACUGACGAGCCUGUGUUUGGCUGCCUCUCUCGUCCUGGUCUGGGAGGAACCUGCUUUUCCUCACCAUGGCUUCCAACUUCAACGACAUAGUCAAGCAGGGAUACGUGAGGAUACGGAGCAAGAAGCUGGGGAUUUUUCGACGGUGCUGGCUGGUGUUCAAGAAGGCCUCCAGCAAAGGACCCAGACGAUUGGAGAAGUAUCCUGAUGAAAAGGCAGCCUACUUUAGAAGCUUCCAUAAGAUCACCGAGCUCCACAACAUCAAGAACAUUACCAGAAUGCCACGAGAGACGAGGAAGCAUGCGGUGGUGAUUAUCUUCUGUGACGACACAUCAAAGACCUUCGCCUGCGAAUCAGAGCUGGAUGCAGAGGAGUGGUGCAAGCUGCUGUGUUUGGAGUGCCUGGGCAGCCGUCUCAACGACAUCAGCCUGGGAGAACCGGACCUGUUAGCAGCGGGAGUUCAGCGGGAGCAAAACGAACGUUUCAAUGUCUACCUGAUGCCGACGCCCAACCUGGACAUCUACGGAGAGUGCACCAUGCAGAUAACUCACGAAAACAUCUACCUGUGGGACAUUCACAACGCUCGCCUCAAACUUGUCAUGUGGCCUCUCAGCUCGCUACGCAGAUACGGCCGAGAUUCCACCUGGUUCACGUUCGAGUCUGGAAGGAUGUGUGACACGGGAGAGGGUUUGUUCACGUUCCAGACGCGGGAGGGGGAGAAGAUCUACCAGCGGGUCCACUCAGCCACACUCGCUAUCGCCCAGCAGCAUGAAAGGAUGAUGGAGGAGAUGGAGAAGAGCUCCCAGGUCCACUCAAGAGAGACGCUCACCAAGUCCAUCUCUCUGCCGCGCAGCGCCUACUGGCAGCACAUCACACGCCAGAACAGCGUGGGCGAUCUCUUCUCUUACCAAGAGACGAGCGCGACGAGAGCUUUCAUCCCCAGAGCACAGACCUUCCCCACCUUCCUCUCAGACGAAUCCAAACAGGAGCCGCAGCAGCAGAGGCAGGAAGAAGAGACGACGCCGCCCUCUAGUGGUGCAGAGGCCAGUUGCAGCCUGAGACACCAUCAAUGACAAGAGACGCUCCAGCAAAGUCGGACACUUGAACCACUGCAGUAGCCAGAAUGUAGAAAAAAAAUGAGGUGUAAUAUAUGUUUAGGUGAACUAGGGAAGCUUAUUUUAUUUAUUUACUUUGUUGGUAUUUUGGGAUGAAACGGAAGGAAAAAGAAAAAGUGGUGAAAAAAAAGGACUUCUCGCAGAGAUUGAACCAGUCACUUUUAUUUAUCAUAUAAACCCGAUCCUGGUCUUGACUGCUGGAUUGAAUGACCACUUUAUUUUUAUUUUUUUACACCAAGAUAGUCCCAGGAUAUCAAGAUAUCAAGAUGUCUUAGGACUACAUUUCUUCUACAUUCAAACCGACAAGCCAAAAACCUAUGAUGCCGUGAUCACAACCCUCUUACGCAAUUGCUCAAGGGCAGCGGAAAACCCGGGAGUCUGACCUUGUUUGCUUUCAAUGUCUCAUGACUUCUCUGUUGACAACUGACCUUUCUGCAAGGUAACGCAGUGGAUCGUCCCAUACUCUCUGAAAUGCAGGCUCGAGUUGGAAGGGCCUGGAAAACCUCCAAAGUUUAGGGAGCAUCCAUUUCACAAGCCAAACCUUCCCCAAGAUCCUGUGUGUUUGUAUCAGAGAGUGUGUGUUUCCUGGUGGGGAAGUUAGGACGGACCCAAGUGAAGGAACUGCCCACACAACAACACAACGUUGAGCAUUUGGACAAUACCAGAACAGGAUUAUUUCCGGACUGUCCUGGAGUUUUUGGGGCGCCGGGUUUUAUGCGUCCAUCUUUUCUAUUAUAUGUGUGACUGUGGCACACUAUUGAAAUGCUUCACCACGGUCUCCGCCGGUGUCAGCCACAAGUGAAUCCAUGUUUGUUGAGGUCAAAUGAAGGUCUGGCAGGGAAGGGAUGUGCUUCAGCUGGUAAAUAACUAAAUUAGAACUUCCCCCACCUGGACAAGUGCUUAAAUACCCGAAAAAUAAAAUGGUAUAUUCACUGCCGGAAAUGAACCUUUUAGUGUGAGCAAACUGCGGAUUGCACAUUUUAGUAUGUGCAAAGCACUCGGGUGAGGUAAUGGAGCAGAUGUCAUUUAAAAUGUUCUUCACCGGGAAGGUAAAGUAUGAAAUGCGGUUUCCAUCGUGGAAACGUUGACAAGCUUGUGAUUCGUGUGCCGCUUUGUGGUGCGGGGUUAAGAUGCACAACCAGGUCACCGAUGAGAAAUUGCGUGGGAAAAGUUGUAAGGCUGCUUUUUUUUUUCUCUCCGUGCAAUUCAGGUCAGUGACAUUGUUUUGGCUUCUGCGGAGUAGCUUGAAGAGUGAAACUGCCUGUUCUCUGUUUUCAAGGUCAUGAUUCGGGGAAGCGUUUUUGGGGAGUUGGAUCCUGAACAUUCAGGUUUCACUCGAUCGAGUCUGAUGGUGAAAGAGCUGGGACCGGGGUUAGGGCAGCGAUGGAAUGCCGAGAAAGGCAAUAUUGGGGUUCCUGUUUUAGAACAGAGGUGUCUCGACUCAAAAACUGGCCACAAUCUGAGUCAAAGUCAGAAACAGAAAUGAUAUUUACUUAGCCAUUUGUUAGUAGCAGCCGUCUGAUCAUUUUAAUCAGGUUUUCUAGAAGGCUAAAUUUAGCAUAGUUAUCUCAAACAUCCACCCGUUUUCUAUGAAAUUCCUUUCCGUCUAUUUCAGCUUUUACAUUUCUGAAACUUUCUGGGUGUUAAAUGCCAUUUGUAAUCUUUUUUUUUAUUUUUUUUAUUAGCUCUGUGUAAAGACUAGUAUGUUCAUAGGUCACCAUGUAAACACAAACAAUACUUUUGGGCCAUGUGAAUUGAACUAGCGUGUCGUAUUUGGCCCCCGGGCCUUGGGUUUGACACGUGUUCUACACCGCUGGUGAAGUUCUGGUGGGUCCUUUGAUCCCACUCCACAGCCUCUAGCGAUAGGUUGCAGCGUUUCUGCUCUAGGGUUCAACAGUUGUGGAGCGUGUGGCUCUAAACUGUCGUACACUCGGCUACUUGUAAGAGGCCUUCCAGGCUCGUCCCACUGAGGGGAAGUACUCAGUCCCCUCUGAGAGCUGGAGACGGUGGCUUGGAACUGAAGUCUACUGCAGUGAUCCAAGGAUAGAGAAGAGGUUGGAAAUGCCAAACGCAAAACUUUUAACUGCCACAGUAACAUGGGAAAAAAAAAAGCAGGAAAGUCGUCACACAAAGCAUUUACGUGUCACCGCUCCAGAAGAAGUGCCUUCCGACAGACCUCAGAUUGGACCUUUGUUGCUUGUUUGUGUUGUCAAACCUUUGUCUCAUGUUGUCAGUGUCGUAUUCCUCAUGGAACAGAGACACACUUUAGCAGGUUUCGGGACAGAUAUCAGCACUUACUUUGUCUUUUAUCUCUCAGCAUUUUUUUUUUUAAAACAAGUCAUGUUAAAAAUGAUGUAGAAAAACUAGACUGCAGAAACAUGUCUGGUUUCGGGGACACUAGUUGUUGCCAUGAAUUGUAUUGUGUUUUGUUUCUUUUUCUUUUUGAUAUUGUACGAUUUGUGUGUCUGAUAUCUUCCGUUGAAGUCGGACUGUUUGUUGCUAGCACUGUGGAUACACCGAGUGUAGAACCACUGUUGUCACUGGAUGUACAUACUACUGAUGGCAAAUACACUGAAUGUUCUACUGUGCCUUUCUCGUGCCGCUUUUGUGUAUCGACUGGUUGAGGUCAGAUGGCGACAAAUUCACCAGGGGCCA